Messenger RNA from Doryrhamphus excisus (bluestripe pipefish), 5200 nucleotides. NCBI's taxonomy places the organism in Eukaryota, Metazoa, Chordata, Actinopteri, Syngnathiformes, Syngnathidae. The record is from RefSeq and is a predicted model, not a curated record.
ACUUGGAAGAGAACGAGAUUAAAAGAUGUGAUUACUGCUCUGAUUACAGUAAACAAACAUGCGUAAAGCGAGAGUGAAUACAAGCGGAAAUGGGGUGCAGCCUGAAUUUAAGCACUCGUCAUUGCCUUUAGAUCCGGUUUCUUUGCGAUCAGCUAUAUUUGAUUUUAUUGCGGAAUUUAACGGAAACCGGUCGCUGAUCGCCACUGCCGUUUGACUGUGGAUAGCGGAAAAGAGGGAGGAGAAGCCCCGUCAGGUUUACGUUACCGCGAUGUGUCUCAGCCACGGAGGGACGGACAGACACUCGUGGGACGUUCCUCGCCGUCGACUGCAAGGUGCCAGUGACCACAUGCUAAGCUCCGCCUCCUAUCAUGGACGCCAAGAAGCCGAGCAUGCUGCAGCACCUCCGCCGCAAGAUGCUGCCCGGCCUGUGGCGAGACAAGACCGGCGCCCGCCAGGGGGCCGUCGCCCACCUGCAGUCCAACGCCGACCACGCCCGCCUCAGCCUCUCCGUCCCCGACGUGAGAGACGUGAAGACGCAGGACAUCUCCCGCACAUCCUGCGGCGCUUACCUCCACAAGAGCCCCGCCCCCGCCAGCUACAGCAGCCCUUCCACGCCACUGGUCCAUCAUGUCCGAGGAGGCGGAGCUCCGGGGAGUGAAAACAGACUGAGCGUGCCUACAGACUACACAGACUGGUCGUCCUCUCAGGAGUCCUUCAGCAGCGUGCACAUGGAGGACUACUCUCCAGAGUGGAGGAACCGAUCGGCGCGAGGCAUCGAGCCUGAGGAGCUCGCCCUGCCCGAAAUGAUGACCGUGUACAGCCCUGACCCCGCCUUCAACGGCUCUCAGUGUGACAUGGAAUCUCCGAGCAUCACCGAGGGCAGCAGGGAGUCUCUCCGGUCUUUUCUGCUCACGAUCAACUUGAAAGAAGGACGCAACCUAGUCAUCAGGGACCGUUGUGGCACCAGUGACCCAUAUGUGAAGUUCAAACUGGAGGGUAAAACCAUCUACAAGAGCAAAGUGGUCUUCAAGAACCUGAACCCCACAUGGAGCGAGAACUUCUCCAUCCCCGUGAGGAACCUCAGCCAGAGACUCUACAUCAAAGUGUACGACCGCGACCUGACGACCGACGACUUUAUGGGCUCAGCUAGUGUCCUCCUGAGUGACCUUCACAUGGACACGGUCAACGAGCUGUCCCUGCCGUUGGACGACCCCAACAGCCUGGAGGAGGACAUGGGCGUGGUUCUGGUGGACAUGAGCCUGACGCAGAGAGACGCCGACAGCAGACGAGGACCACGCUGGCCUCAAAUCCGAAAACGCAGUAGUCGGUCGGGUUCUUCUCACCAGAGUUCCCGUCUUUGCGAGUCGCUGAGGAAGAGUCAGCUGUGGAGCUCGGUGGUGACGGUGACCCUGGUGGAGGGUCAGGACAUGCCGCUGGACACGCAAGGCGGGCAGCUGUUUGUCCGCUUCCGGCUGGGAGAGCAACGAUUCAGAAGCAAGAACCUCUGCGCCGUGUCCAAGCCUCAGUGGCGAGAGAGGUUCACCUUUAACCAGUUCCCGGAGAGUCCCAGCAUCUUGGAGGCGGAGCUCUGGUCUAAAGAAGGACGACGGUCUGAGGAGUGUUUGGGAAUGUGUGAGGUGGACCUAACCGGCAUUCCCUUCGACCAAAGGCAACUCUUCACGCUUUCGUUGGACCAGUGCAGAGGACGUCUGGUCUUCCUGGUCACGCUCAGAACAAGCAAUGGCGUCUCCAUCUUGGACCUCUGCGCGGCACCCCUCGAUGAACCCCGCGAGCGGCAGAACCAGCUGGACAACUACAGUCUUCAAAGCUCCCUGAAGAACAUGGCCGAUGUCGGUUUCCUUCAAGUCAAAGUCAUCAAGGCGUCCGAUCUCCUGGCGGCUGAUUUAAACGGCAAGAGCGACCCCUUCUGUGUGUUGGAGCUGUGCAACGACCGCCUGCAGACUCAUACCGUCUACAAGAGCCUCCAUCCCGAGUGGAAUAAAGUCUUCACCUUUCCCGUACGAGACAUCCACGAAGUGCUGCUGGUGACCAUCUUUGACGAGGACGGAGACAAAGCGCCAGACUUCCUGGGAAAAGUUGCCGUUCCGCUGCUCUCGAUCCGCAGGGGGCAGCAGAUCACCUUGCCGCUGAAGAAAGAGGACCUGGGCAGCCUGACCAAGGGAAUGAUCACGCUGGAGCUGGAGGUCAUUUUUAAUCCCGUCCGAGCCAGCAUAAGAACCUUCCAGCCUCGAGAGAGGAAAUUUAUGGAGGACAAUCCCAAAUUUUCUAAAAAGGCUCUGGCCAGGAACGUGCUACGUGUGCAGGCGCUCUACCGCGCCAUCAGGUCCACCCUGCAGUACGUGAAAAGUUGCUUCCAGUGGGAGAGCGUGCAGAGGAGCCUGCUGGCCUUCCUGGUGUUCCUGGUGACUGUCUGGCAUUGGGAGUUCUACAUGCUGCCCUUCAUCCUGAUCCUGCUCAUCUCAUGGAACUACUUCCAGAUCUGCUCCGGGCGGGCCAGUCAGGACCUGGCCAAUAUGGACGUCGGCGAUGAAGAUGAGGACGAUGAGAAGGAGUCGGAGCGUCGAGGCCUGAUGGAGAAAAUCCACAUGGUCCAGGACAUCGUCAUCAGCCUGCAGGUCUUUCUCGAUGAGGUGGCCUGCUUUGGGGAGAGGAUUAAAAACACGUUCAACUGGUCCGAGCCCUUCCUGUCCACUCUGGCCUUGCUGCUCUUCGUCACGGCAACCGUCCUCACCUAUUUCAUCCCAGUACGCUACAUCAUCUUAAUAUGGGGCAUCAACAAAUUCACCAAGAGAUUACGCAACCCGUACUCCAUCGACAACAACGAGGUCCUAGAUUUCCUGAGCAGGGUUCCGUCCGACGUGCAGAAGGUUCAGUACGGCGAGACGAGAGGCGUCAGGAGGAAGAGGACGACGUAGACAACAAAGACGCUCGCUGUUUCAACCUAAGACUGAGGCCCCGCCCACUUUUUUACCUCUGAAUUCCAGGUGACUUCGGAACUUCUUUUUAGGUAUUCUAAUGAGGACUCAUGGUACUGACUUGACUACUUGGCUUUAUCUUUUACUCAGUGGCCAUAUAUACAGUAUACAUAGUACAUAUACAGUAUACUCUAUAUACAUAGUUAUGCAUAUACACCAUGUAUGCUGAGUGGCCAUAUAUACAGUACAUACAGAUAUAUAUAUAGAUAUGUAUAUACAGUACAUACAAUAUACUAUAUAUACAUAGAUAUGUAUAUAGAGUAUGUAUGCUGUACAUGUACAUAUUAUUUAUUAUUGCCUGGCAUCCUAACAGCAAUAAAUUCAUACAAUGCACACAAAUAUUUUCAUGUCUAAGUGAAUUGUUAGCAUGCUGGGUGUCGAGUGGGUCCCCCCCCCCCGCCCCCGCCUCAUUAGGCUUUCAUGCUCUGGCCCUCCCCCCCCCCACGUCCUUGGCCCUUGGGCGUCGCCAUUAGCAACGGGACCCCAGCAACCUCCUCACAGCUGCUCUGGCGCCUGCAGCCCCCACAGACACAACAUUAGGUACACCUGCCCCGCCCUCAUUUCACAUACGUCCUGCUUGUACCAAGUCCCGAGUGUUUGGGCCGUCUUUUACGCCACGUUCAUGGCUGCGUGCACGCCGCUUCCUCCUCGCCGUCGCUCACCUUUCACAAAGUCGUGGUGUCGUCACGGAGAUGGCGGCGGCAGGCGGCGACCCGUGCGCCUCCGCGUCUCGUUAGCUCGUCGACUCAGGUGUUCAAUAUUAAUGGGCCGUCGUCAAGGGCACGCCAAGGACGUCUCAAUCUGACACGUAUAGGCCCGGCAUGAAUAUGUAUAGGCUGCCAAUUAGCAAGUCAGAUGACAAGCUCGCACGCCGCAAACAUGGCCGCCGUGGUCUCAGAGGACUUGUUAGAACUCCUCUUGAGUGCUGCUGCUACUUUUCAAUAUAUUUAUUAGGACUUUGAUAUUAGUAGUAUCAAUGAACUCAUUAAUAUGUGGACUAGAUGGAGGAGGAAUGAAGAUGACCGGAUGCCCAAUGACUUUCAAUUGUCCUUUAAAAAGACAGGAUCUUCACUUUAUUUGUCCUCAGAAUUCACAAACUGAAGCUUAGAGGCCAAAGGUGCGGAAAUGACACAGAAAAGACAAACAGCAAUGAUGAUAUGACAAGAAAUAAAUGUCAUUUUACAAGAAAAUCAGAUUUCACUCGGAUGACGCUUUCAUUGUACAAAACAUGAAUAAAACUGGGGCGGCACGGCGGUCGAGUGGUUAAACCUCACAGCUAGCAGGACCAGGGUUCGAUUCCACCCUCGGCCAUCUCUGUGUGGAGUUUGUAUGUUCUCCCCGUGCUCUCCGGGUACUCCGGUUUCCCCCCCACAUUCCAAAAAACAUGCUAGGUUAAUUAGCGACUCCAAAUUGUCCAUAGGUAUGAAUGUGAGUGUGAAUGGUUGUUUGUCUAUAUGUGCCUUGUGAUUGGCUGGCGACCAGUCCAGGGUGUACCCGCCUCUCGCCCGAAGACAGCUGGGAUAAGCUCCAGCCCCCCCCCGCGACCCUCGUGAGGAAAAAGCGGUAGAAAAUGAAUGAAUGCAUAAAACUGCAGUAAUACUACCCCUAAAUACUGCAGUCAAAGUUAGCAUUUUAAGAGAGUAGACGUGAUGCAAUUUUACAGGAAUAAAGCGGCAUUAUUUUACUGUUCAUGAUCGAUAAAUUCAUCAUAUUAAGAGGAAGUUGUAGCAUGCAUCCAUUUUCGAUGCUGCAUGCUGGAGCCUAUCCCAUGACAAUGAAAAAUCCGAUUUGACAUUUUUAUUUUGCCAACGUUGGUAAUAAUACAGAAAAGUCAACAUCUGAAGAGAACAAUGUCAUAAUAAUGUUUAACAUGAAUCAUAAAGUGGUCAUAUUAAUGAUUAUUUAUUCAACGUUGUAACAUUGUCACAACAUUUUUUUCGAUGCGUGAAUAAAGUCGUCUUUUUCCCAGAAAGAGUGAAGGAAUGUAAGAUUUUCAUGAUUCAAAGUGAAAUUCCACGAGGAGGAAAGUCCGAGCCUGAAAAGGAAAUGCUUGUCAUAAUCAAAAGAACGAGAUUUUGAGGUACAAUAUUUGGGCGUACUUCCACUAAGUAUAAUUCUGAUGUUACCAAAGUACUUGUACGUGCAGAACUUCUACUUCUACUACUGGCACUAAUGAACGAGACUUGGACUUGGGGUCCUGGCUU